This is a messenger RNA of Scutellospora calospora, 441 nucleotides long. Lineage: Eukaryota; Fungi; Glomeromycota; Glomeromycetes; Diversisporales; Gigasporaceae. The record is from the annotation of a GenBank genome assembly.
AUGGCAAAAAUUGAAAAAGACUUUAUAAAAUUGACAUCUGACUCAUUAAUCCUUCAAAAUAUUGUCGACUUAGUCAAAGAUAACCAAGCUGGAGCCAUCUCAACAUUUUGUGGUACAACUCUAAUUCAUUUAGAGUAUGAAUCUUAUAUUCCGAUGGCUGAAAAAGAGAUUUCAUCUAUAAUUGACGAAGUUAGGACAAAAUGGCAACUUAUAAAAGUAGCAGUUUAUCAUCGAUUAGGUACAGUUCCAGUUGGAGAAACCAGUGUAAUAAUUGCGGUUUCGAGUGCUCACCGUAAUGAAUCUCUUAAAGCUGUUGAAUGGUUAAUUGAUUCAUUAAAAGAGAAAGUACCAAUUUGGAAAAAAGAAAUUUAUAAUGAUGGAAGUAGUUGGAAGGAGAAUACGAAGAGUAAAUGUUGUCAAAAAAAGAAUACUUUUGAUUGA